AUGCAAAGAGCUCCAGAUCCCACCAAUGCAAAUGCGACUAUUGGAAUCACCGCUCGCCAAUCAAUGACUAUUCAUUGUAUCUCCAAAUUUGGGAAGCUACUCAUCUCGGUUCAAAGAACCCGUACUCCAGCCCUUGGAACCAUCCCAAAUCUCUUUUUUAUUGGUCAGUUCUAUGAUGAAAAUCCGGAUCUCAUGGAAGGGGACUCCUACCCACUUCCUCCUCAUCCUCCAAAGUUCAACAAUUGCAAUGGCCAAAUCAUGAUGGAAAACAUUGAAAGUUGGGCUCGUACCGCCUACAGAUAUUGUGGAAUUUGUCUUGAUUAUGUUUUCCGUGAAAAUUCUGAACUUGCAGUUGCUGGUGACCCUGGGUUCCUCCGAGCCGACGACGGCUCUCAAUCCAUCAAAGAAGAACUUGUCCGAUGUGCUGCCCAUACUGGUGCUGUGUUCUGUCACAACAACCAGAAAUUUUGGGUUAUGCUCCAUGCAGUCACACAUGAAACCGUUGCCUACAACCAUGUUUGUCAAUUUGCUCCAAGUUUGAAUGGUCGCCCUGCUUACUUCGCUCUGUUUGCAGAAUAUCGUGGAAGGGGACAUUUCACAAAUGAACGCCAAGCUGCUGUCCGUGUCCUUGCAACACUUCACUGGAACGGCAAAGCCGAAGGCUUCACAUGGAAUAGUUUAUCAGUCGCCUUAUUGGAGCCUUCAACACCCUCGAGUUGA
Cylindrotheca closterium is the source of this 720-nucleotide messenger RNA. Lineage: Eukaryota; Bacillariophyta; Bacillariophyceae; Bacillariales; Bacillariaceae. The record is from the annotation of a GenBank genome assembly.